This is a messenger RNA of Coccinella septempunctata (seven-spotted ladybird), 2876 nucleotides long. Its product is annotated as protein lin-54 homolog. Gene Ontology annotation, biological process: regulation of DNA-templated transcription. Bases 317 to 2512 code for a protein of 731 amino acids. Gene Ontology annotation, cellular component: nucleus. The record is from RefSeq and is a predicted model, not a curated record. Lineage: Eukaryota; Metazoa; Arthropoda; Insecta; Coleoptera; Coccinellidae. The transcript has 10 exons.
UCAAAUUUGACUUUUGUUUUGAAUAGUCCAUAUUCGAUUUUUAAAUUAUAAAACUGAAAAUAAGGUGGAAAAAUGUCCCUUCCCGAAAGAGGUACAGAAAACUGAGUUUUAAUUAGCUCCGCUUUGUAGAGUAGUUGCCUUUUGAGUUCUAGACCAUUCAUUGCAGACCAUUUAGACCAAGCUUUUGGCAGCAUUUUAAAACUAUGCAUCAAGCUGAAUGGAAUCAACUUAGACAUUACCGAGUUUCGAAAUUUUCGCACAAAAUCACCAUUUCCAUUUACGAGUAGUUGUAGAACGCUUUGAAAGAAUGUGAAUCAUGUUUUCUAUAAAAUUUUUAGAGAGUUCAGAAGAUGUGGAGUCCCUGGUGAACACAUUGAGUAUUGAAGGGGCAACUUUAACUGAAAACAAUUUAUCGUUAACAACAACAGAUUUGCAAAGAUUAGCCGAACUAUCACAAGAAUUGAAUUUCAAUAAUAGCAUGGAAACAGAAGAAGUUGUAAUCGAAGAAGCAGCUAAUAUGGAAGAAGAAAUAGUUGAAACUGAAAUUGGUGCUGAAGAGGUGGAGAUAGAAACUGAAACUGAGAGACAACCUAGUCCGGAAGAAAUAUUACCUGAUGUCAAAGGAAAAAUUUCAGUUCCCCCUCUGAGACCUCUUACUAUCGCACCUAAGCCAACUAAAGUUCCGAUUACUCUGAAACCAUUACAGGGCGGACAGCAAUUACUUUUGGUACAAGGUCAGAGUCUCACGACAGGAUCAGGGCAGACGAUAAAGCUAUUAUCUCCCCAGGGUCAGGAAAUAAAUUUAGCCAAUCUUCAAUUAGGUAGACCAAUAAAGCCAGCUAAUACUGUUAAAACCAUCACGGCUACUUCCGCAGGUAAUAUUUCUGUCGUACCACAAAAGCAACUUUUGGUCAGAAAGGUUAUUUCCCCAAGUGGCUCAACCAAAAACGUGGUUAAGCCGUUGUACGGAACAAAACCUCAAGAGCAGCAUUUUAUGGUUGUACAGAAAGCCGAACCCAAUUCGACAACCGCACACGUUAAACUGGUUCCGAACAGUUCUAAUUUGGCUCAAAUUGGUCCAACUAAAACGAUAACGUUGCAGCAAGCUCAGGAAAUGGGACUGCUGACCAACGCCAAAUACGUACCUCAAACCCAGCCCCAGCCGAAGGCUACGCUCGUAUUGAACAAAGGGGGCGCCAAAACUUUAAAAUUGGUUUCGCAGGUGCCGGGACAGACUCAUCAAAUUGUGACUGGCAUGGGGGGUACAGUCAAGGCUGUCACUUUGAAUCCCGUGAAAUCGCCCACGAAAAUAUUACCGGCACAAAAAGGCACUCAACAUAUCAUUUAUAAGAAGCCAGCGACUGGACAGUCAAUUUUACCUCAAGCACAAGUGAUUCAGGUGGCUGGGACUCAAGCUCUGAAUGCGGGACAACUGCAUCAGAUUAAUAUACCGGGGAAGGGGGUACAAUAUAUUAAGUUUGUACCGUCGACGACCGUUCAGUCGACACCGACCUCGACCAUCACAUUGAGUACCUCCAACUCAAAGCCUAACAUAUCUUUGCACACUACACCCGGAGGGAGCCUGGUUUUUUCGGAAUUAGGGGGCUCUUCGAAUCAUUCGAAUCAGAAGAACAUAAAACCGGUGGUUAUCAACAAGCCGGUUACUGUUAAUACGCAAGUCGUCAUGUUGCCAUAUCUGUCGACCACCCAAGCCAACCCUCCACCGGCCAAGUUGGCCAUACCGAAACAGAAGUCCAGCUCCAGUCAGAACUCGUCCGCGGCCAGUUCCGCCUCGGCCACAGAAACAAAACCCCAGCCUCCCGCAGACUCUUCGUCGGACAGCAACGGGAUGAGGACGAGGAAGCCUUGCAAUUGUACCAAAUCACAGUGUCUGAAACUCUACUGCGACUGUUUCGCCAACGGUGAAUUUUGUUACCAAUGCAAGUGCAUGUAUUGUUACAACAACUUGGAGAACGAGGAGUACAGACAGAGGGCGAUAAAGGCCUGCUUGGAGAGGAACCCGAACGCCUUCAGGCCCAAGAUCGGGAAGGCCAAAGACGUGGGGGACGUUUCGAUAAGGAAACACACCAAGGGGUGUAACUGCAAAAGAUCGGGUUGCUUGAAGAAUUACUGCGAAUGCUAUGAGGCAAAAAUUGCCUGCUCCAGCAACUGCAAAUGCAUCGGAUGCCGUAAUAUCGAAGAAUCCCUAGAGAGGAAAAACUUCAGAAGUGUGAUAAACAACGGUGUGUCUAUAGCUCCGAUGGAAAGGAUAGCACCGAAGGUGAAUAACGCAGUGCCUUUACCAAAGCCUAAAAGUUCAAAUAUAAGUCGACAGGCGGUAAAUUUCAUCACCCUCGAUGUGAUUGAAGCUACUUGUCAAUGUUUACUCUCCGUUGCCGACAAGGGAACGGAAAACAUGCAAGACGUCGAGACGACGUCGCAGGAAAUCAUCGAAGAAUUCGGAAGGUGUCUGAACGAGAUAAUAGAACAUUCGACGAAUAGAAGCCCUUGAAGCGGUGUUACCUCAAUAAUUUUGUAUAGUACAAUUUAACUACUUUUUAAGCGUAAACUGUUCGACAUAAAGUUUUCUAACAAGGAGAAUUCGUGUAGAUAUUAAUUGAAUUAUCUUCGAUUUAAAAUUUUGGACUGACUUGAUGUGAAUUUUAUACAAGCUUAGUUCAAUUUACGUUUAUAUUUGUGUUUUGGAAAGUUCGCAUGUAAUAAAAUUCUAGGUGAAUUAUUUAUUGACAGGUUAACUUUAUCUUUAUUUUGUUUUAUUUAUGCGAGGUUUAUUUUUGUGUAAUGAUUUUUUUAAUGAUUGAAGUUUUAUUGUAUUUUGUCUCAUAAUCCAGAAUAAAGUUUAUAUUUGGAGGAAA